Necator americanus (New World hookworm) is the source of this 738-nucleotide messenger RNA. RefSeq lists its product as uncharacterized. The record is from RefSeq and is a predicted model, not a curated record. The coding region runs from base 1 to 738 and encodes 245 amino acids. Lineage: Eukaryota; Metazoa; Nematoda; Chromadorea; Rhabditida; Ancylostomatidae. The transcript is spliced from 2 exons.
AUGUCGGUAAGAAAUCGUACGGCACCCGGUCCCGACAGAAUAAGACCGGAACACCUGAAGAGCCUUCCGCCAGUUCCUAAACAGUGGAAGACCAGCAAGACCGUGUUGUUGUAUAAAAAGGGAGAUCCACAUGACAUCGGCAACUAUCGUCCAAUCUGCCUACUGUCCGUCAUCUACAAGCUCUUUACAAGAGUGAUCCUUAAUAGGAUUGAAAAAGUCCUGGAUGAAGGACAGCCAUGCGAGCAAGCAGGGUUUCGAAAAGGAUUCAGCACGAUUGACCACAUUCACACUGUUUCGAAACUCAUCGAGGUAUCACGAGAGUACAAGAUGCCGCUCUGUCUCACCUUCAUCGACUUGAAAAAGGCCUUCGACUCAGUUCAGACGGAAGCGGUCGUGGAAGCCUUGGACAACCAAGGUGUCCCUACUCAGUAUAUAAAGGUACUUCGAGAGUUGUACAGUAACUUCACGACCAUAAUUUCGCCAUUCUACAAGAACAUCAUCAUUGACGUGAAGAGGGCGGUCCGACAGGGUGAUACAAUUUCACCCAAAAUAUUCACAGCCACCCUCGAGAACGCAAUGCGAAAGUUGGAAUGGGACGACAUGGGAGUGAAGGUUGAUGGUCGGCAGCUACACCAUUUGCGCUUUGCUGAUGACAUCGUACUGAUAACACCUAGCAUCAGCCAAGCGGAACGAAUGCUGACCGAAUUCGAACAUGUGGAUGCAUCGGUCUUCAGCUGA